UCUUGUCUUUUUUUCUUUUCAUUUCGACAAGAAAACUAAAAAAAAAACAGACAAAAAGACAAUGGAAGGAACAGUCAAUGUUCUUUCAAACUUAAGCGACAUAGAACUACACAACUUCUUGGUCGAUCCAAACUUCGAUCAGUUCAUAAACCUUAUUAGAGGAGAUGAUCAAAGCAAUAAAAACCCAUCUCUUGAUUUCGAUCUUGGUGGUCCUUUCCAAAACAGUCCAAGUUUCGUCGACGAGAACCAUUUUAUCCCAACACAUGUCGAUGAUCUUUUCGAUGAACUGCCUGACUUGGACUCCAAUGUCGCCGAGUCCUUCCGCAGCCUCGACGCAGAGAGUGUUAAAGCAGGCGGUGACGACGAUUACAACGACUGCGAAGACUCUUCAGCCACCACGACGCAUACUGAUGGAAGCCGUAAGACGAGGACAAAUCGGUCGAAAACUUUGAUCUCUGAGAGGAAAAGGAGAGGUCGUAUGAAGGAUAAGCUCUACGCAUUGAGAGCUCUUGUUCCUAACAUUACUAAGAUGGAUAAAGCAUCUAUAGUUGGAGAUGCAGUGGCGUAUGUUCAAGAACUGCAAUCACAAGCCAAGAAACUCAAAGCCGACAUCGCUGGCCUUGAAGCUUCUUUAAACUCUACUGGAGGGUACCAAGAACCUUCACCAGAUGCUCACAAGACUCGUCGCGGUUUCAACCCUCCUGUUUCCAAGAAAAUCAUUCAGAUGGAUGUUAUACAAGUAGACGAGAAAGGGUUUUAUGUGAGAUUGGUUUGUAAUAAAGGAGAAGGUGUUGCUCCAUCACUCUACAAGUGUUUGGAGUCUCUUUCAAGUUUCGAAGUGCAAAACUCCAAUCUAAGCUCUCAUUCUCCUGACACAUACCUCUUGACAUAUACAUUGGAUGUUUUACUUGUUUGCUGGAAACAGGGGACAUGUUUUGAACAGAGUUUAAACUUGCCUAACCUGAAGCUGUGGAUUACUGGAUCACUUCUAAACCAAGGUUUUGAAUUCAUCAAAGCAUUCAGUUGAUUCUAUAAUGCAAUCUGAUUAAUACCGGGAUCUGUAUGUCAUUGAUUGUCCUCCUUUAUGUAUGUUUCAUAACUUCCAUGGAUACAAUUUUUAAUUCUAAAGUUGAUGAGUAAUAUUUAUAUUUUGAUUAUAA
Messenger RNA from Raphanus sativus (radish), 1160 nucleotides. RefSeq names its product transcription factor FER-LIKE IRON DEFICIENCY-INDUCED TRANSCRIPTION FACTOR-like. NCBI's taxonomy places the organism in Eukaryota, Viridiplantae, Streptophyta, Magnoliopsida, Brassicales, Brassicaceae. Gene Ontology annotation, biological process: regulation of DNA-templated transcription. The transcript has 4 exons. Gene Ontology annotation, molecular function: protein dimerization activity; DNA-binding transcription factor activity; sequence-specific DNA binding. The record is from RefSeq and is a predicted model, not a curated record. Gene Ontology annotation, cellular component: nucleus. The coding region runs from base 62 to 1027 and encodes 321 amino acids.